Glycine soja is the source of this 946-nucleotide messenger RNA. RefSeq lists its product as uncharacterized. The record is from RefSeq and is a predicted model, not a curated record. The transcript is spliced from 2 exons. The coding region runs from base 88 to 795 and encodes 235 amino acids. Lineage: Eukaryota; Viridiplantae; Streptophyta; Magnoliopsida; Fabales; Fabaceae.
GCAUUGUCAUAGAGGAGAGGAAUAUCAAAUUAAUUUCACAGACACUCUUCACGUUUAAGACACAAGCUAGUAAUAUCAAGAAAAAAGAUGGAAUGGAAGAAGUGUUAUUUGGAUGUGAUAUUGGUGCCCUUAGGAUUUCUUAUAAGCAUUGGUUAUCAUUUCUGGCUGUGGUACACUGUUCGAACACAUCCACAUACAACUAUCAUUGGCAUCAACGCCAGUGGUCGACGAAAUUGGGUUGCGGCCAUGAUGAAGGACAAUGACAAAAAGAACAUCCUCGCUGUUCAAUCACUUAGGAACACAAUCAUGGGUGCGACCCUAAUGGCCACAACCUCUAUUCUCCUAUGCUCAGGCCUAGCAGCAAUCGUAAGCAGCACCUACAGUGUGAAGAAGCCUCUUGAGGACACAGUUUAUGGGGGUCAUGGAGAGUUCAUGAUAUCACUCAAAUAUGUCACUUUGCUCUCUAUUUUCCUCUUCUCAUUCUUCUGCCACUCUUUGUCCAUAAGGUUCAUAAACCAAGUCAACAUCCUAAUCAACACCCCUCAGGACCCCAUGUCGUCCUUGGUCACCCCUGAAUAUGUCAAUGAGAUUUUGGAGAAAGGCUUCCUUCUAAACACUGUUGGAAACAGACUCUUUUAUGCGGCACUUCCUCUGCUGCUUUGGAUAUUUGGCCCCGUGUUGGUGUUCCUGUGCUCUCUCACUAUGGUUCCAGUGCUUUACAAUCUUGACUUUGUGGUUACUAGUACUAACAAGGGAACGAUGGACGACGUCAAUCAGAAUAGAGAUUUUUUAUGAGCUAGCUAAUGUAAUAUAUAAAUAUUAAUCGUGUUAAGUAAGAAUUUAUGAAGUUGGUAUUUUGUAUUUCAAUGAUCAGAAACAAGUAUGUUCUACUUCUACCCUUGUAACAAGGUAUUAGAAGGGAUUUUGACUCAACGUUGUGAAUGCA